Messenger RNA from Phalacrocorax carbo (great cormorant), 708 nucleotides. NCBI's taxonomy places the organism in Eukaryota, Metazoa, Chordata, Aves, Suliformes, Phalacrocoracidae. The record is from RefSeq and is a predicted model, not a curated record.
AUGUGGCACCUCGCCUUCAUCCCACUGCUGGUGAUGGCGUUGGGGGCCAGCCUCGGGGCUGCCUUCCCCCACGAUGCCCUGAAGAACAGCUGUGGUCUGUCCAAGUACCAGUUCCUCGAGCCCCAUGAGCUGAAGGCUGUGCGGAAGAUGACAGAGCAGUUUGAAGACAUCAUGGGGCUUUCGGACCGCAAAUGCAACGUCAGGCUCUUCCAUCGGAAAUGGAAGCCAGUAGAGCUGUCGGUGCCCGACCGCGUGAUGCUGGUAGAAGCCGAGCUGGACCUCGCCACCGCCAUGCUGCACCUCCCUGCUGACCCCACGUUUGCCGAGACACGCCAGCGGCCCCUGGCCUUCCUCACCCAAGCUCGGGAGGACCUACGAGGCUGUGUGGCCACAGAGGCUCCUUCACAUCAGCCCUCCAGGAAACUGAGGCACUGGCUGCAGAAGCUGCAGAUGGCCAAGGAAACAGAGACUGCCAGCUGCCUGGAGACCACCGCCAUCCUCCACCUCUUCCAAGUGCUGGAAGACCUGCGGUGUGCGGCCCGCCAGGAGAAAUGCACUUAGCCCCCACCGGCACGGCACUGCGUGGUGCUCACCAGCUCCAAAGGAUGCCCUAAGGACUAGAAAAAAUUAAUUUUAUUGUGUCACUGGAUUGUAUUUCCUAUUUAAGCAUUUUUCUUAUUUAUGUGAGCUCAGGGAGCAAUUUUUUUU